Carassius carassius (crucian carp) is the source of this 1115-nucleotide messenger RNA. RefSeq names its product N-alpha-acetyltransferase 80. Gene Ontology annotation, molecular function: N-acetyltransferase activity; acetyl-CoA binding. The transcript is spliced from 2 exons. The coding region runs from base 96 to 833 and encodes 245 amino acids. The record is from RefSeq and is a predicted model, not a curated record. Lineage: Eukaryota; Metazoa; Chordata; Actinopteri; Cypriniformes; Cyprinidae. Gene Ontology annotation, biological process: protein acetylation. Gene Ontology annotation, cellular component: cytoplasm.
GCGGCAGUAAGUCGACUCGCGCUGUUCGGUCUGCUUCAGUCGAAGAAGAGGGAGAUUCAAAAGACAGCUGCUGUGACAGCGAUUAAGUUUUCAGCAUGUACAAUGGGGACAUCAGCUGCACAGUCGUUCGAAUCGAACCACUUCACGAGCGCUGGGACCUCGUGGAGGUGUGUGCGGAAUUACUCAAUGCCCAAUGGCAGCGCAGCACAGGGGCACGUAUCCACUCGCUCCGUCAGUCAAGUCACAGCUAUCCGGUGUGUCUCUUGCUGCUGAGUGGAGAGAGGCGGAGUCAGGAUGAGAAGCUAAUAGGCCACGCCCGCUUGUCCCGUGUUCUGGGAAGCCGUAGUCUGUUUGUGGAAUCGGUCGUGGUGUGUAGCACAUUACGAGGAAAGGGUAAUGGCCGUGUCCUGAUGGAGGGGGUUGAACGGUAUGCCAAAGGACGGGGCUGCACCCGAUUGUGCCUAACCACCCAUGAUAAACAACACUUCUACGCCCAUCUGGGGUUUGUGUUAUCCAAACCUGUCCAAAAUGUCGGGACGUUAGCCUCUUUCAUGCCCAUGGAGUUGCUGCACAAGUUCUGUAGAAGCGCAGAGAACGAGGAGGAAGGAAGGAAGAGUGUCAAGUUUAACAAUCCUGCACCAUCUACACCUUCCAUAUUACCUCCUCCACCACCUCCUCCUUCACUCUUCGGUCCACCUCCUCCCCUUAUUUCUGCUCCUCCACCUCCUCCUUGUCCUCCGUCAUCUUUGGCUCCAGUUAAUCAGACUCUGGAGCAAACACCGUACACCGACAACAGAGGGCUGCUCGUCUUCUGGAUGCACAAGGACAUCUGAGACUCAUGCUACACUCCUGUCUGCUUUAUUCAGGGAUACACAAACACAGUGUUUACAGGACAAGAAGAAUCUUGUAAACCUGAACUGUACUGACUCAAAUACUGUGACAAUCUGAAUGUGCCUCAAUACUAAAGUUUACUUUGUGUUUUAGGUACUGUUUGAUUGAUUAAAAAAAAAAAGUAAAAUCAUUAAAAGGUAAAUCUUUGUCACCCCAAAGGUUGCUGCUGAGAUUAUCUGCUGCUUUUAAAGGGUUUUCAUCAAAAUAAAAACGUUCUAAAUCUA